CUGAAUGUUGAUGACAUACACAUUACAGGACAGGCAUGUUUUAGCAGGGCACAGCUGCAGGCAGAAGCUAAAGGACAAUUAAUUGUUCAUGUAUAUCUCUUUUUUGUUUUUGCUCUAGAUAAAUGUUUUAUCAUUAACAGAGACUGCUUCUUUAAAACGCCUGUGUGUAGGUAGCUAAAGCAGCCUGCAAAAUGCAGGAGAAGCUUAGCUUUACUGUGAAGUCUGAGUCUGAGUGUAACCUAACUAGCUAGAGGAUAUGCAAUUCCUGAUUGACAGCAGGACUAGCAUUAUGCAAAUGUUGUAAGAGCUAACAGCAGCUGGGGAACAGUGAUCAGGGGCUCUGUUAGGGAUCUCUCUACACACGCCACACUUAUCUCUCUAGUUUUUAUCUCGUCUGCUGUUGUGUUUAAUUUCAACAAUCAAUACAUUACACAAAACAAUUGUUGCUUUUUUGACAUUAUUAAAUUUAAAAUCUCAGAGCAGUUUCAGUUUUUCAGCUAGAGAUCUGUGUGAGCUUUUUACUCAAGCUAAAUUGGUUAAAUUUCAGCUGGGUAACAUGCUUAUCUUUAAACCUUUCUGUUUUUAAAUCCUGUGUGUCUGGUCCCUUCAUACUAAAGUGUAUUUUGCUUGUUUCUUCCCGUCGUCUUCAGUCUGAAGCCUUAUGUAGGUCAGGCUUGGCUUAAGCAGAUUUCCUGAACCUGCGUCAGCUUAAGCUGAAGGAAUUUUAAUAAACCCUCCCUUGUAGGCGUGGGCCUAAAUGAGACUAGCCUAGUUAAGCCUGAUCUUUUUCUGUUUGCGAAAAAGAGCUGAGCAGAGCUAGGGACUGCAUGGUGGUUUCAAAAACUGCCUCCUUAAUUCAGAGAUAACAAUGGUUGGGAAGGCCAGAUCUUCUAAUUUUACCUUAUCUGAAAAGCUUGAUUUGCUAAAACUUGUGAAGCCGUAUGUUAAAAUUCUUGAAGAACAUACCAAUAAGCAUUCAGUAAUAGUGGAAAAAAACAAAUGCUGGGAUAUCAUAGCCGAUAACUACAAUGCCAUCGGAGUAGAUCGUCCUCCUCGUACUGCACAGGGCCUGCGCACGCUGUACAAGAGGCUCAAAGAAUAUGCCAAACAGGAGCUAUUGCAGCAAAAGGAAACCCAUUCAGAUUAUAAAAGCAGCAUUUCUGAGCCAACCAAGAAAGUUGUGGAGAUGAUUCCACAGAUUUCCAGUGUGUGUUUAAGAGACAGGAGCAGUUUUCAAAGUGCUAACAUAGAUAAAGAAACAGUUGCUGGUACCAGUUCCCCACAAGCAGUGUUGGAUCACCAUCCUGCCACUGUCACAAUGGAGUUGGAACCAGAAGAGGAUGUCAAACCUCCUCCUUCCUUGGCUGUAGAUUCACAGCAGAGUGAGGACUUAGAACAAGGAGAAGAACACCAAUUGGUGCAUGUUAUGGAGAGAUCUCCUUCAACUUCACUGUCUUCUGUUGAUAUGAGAAUGAUGUUAUCUUCAUCUCCCAUUCCAAGAAGAGAUGAUUUUUUUAGGCUUGAGGUUGGAGAACGCUUUAGGCCAGCGUGUGGGUAUGAGCCACAGAUGUUGCAAAUGCUGAAAGAGGAGCAUCAGAUAAUCUUGGAAAAUCAAAGAAAAAUUGGGCUUUACGUCCAAGAAAAGAGGGAUGGCUUGAAAAGAAAGCAGCAGCUGGAAGAAGAGCUACUGAAAGCAAAAAUCAAAGUAGAGAAGCUGAAGGCAAUAAGACUACGACGUGAUCUGCCAGAAUACAAUAGUCUUUAAAUAUUUAUCAUCUCUGUCAUGUAAUCUGAGAUGUUUUAUUCUCUGAGAUACUUUAUAAUAAAUUCUUUUGGCCUAGCAAAAUGAUUUUUUAUGUUAAUUUGGAUGGAUCAGAAUCUAGCCUUGAAAAACGAAUGCAUGUUUUCCAUUUUGUUGUUUAUGUACAUUAGCAAAAAUGUCAAAUGUCUUUCACAGGUUUGAGUCUUCUCAAUAUUUCUAGUCUGAAGUAUAAGCAGAUACUGUAGUUCUAAGUGUGUAAGAUAAAAAACUGCCUUUGGAAAUCUUCCACUGAACUUUAUUAGACCUGGAACAAGCUAAUGAAAAUUUAGACAGGUGUUCUUAAAGAUGUUGAUUUUAUGCUUUAUUCUUUUUUCAAAGCAAUUCCUAGCCUUUUUAGUAUUCUUUAUGAAGUUAUUUGAAGGUUAAUAAAUGCGUAUAUACAGAGAGAAAUAAAGGCCAUGUUUCUUUAUAUAUCUUUUUCACUCAUUUUAAAUUAGUAAAGCCUAUGGCAAUGGUGAGAUUUUGCUAAUGUGUUAUAUUAGCUUGGAGAACAUAGGAAACUGACUGGAUUGUUUUAUUUUUUAUUCUCAACUGAGGAAAGGUUGAGUAAAUGCACAUAUCUUUUUAAAAUUUAACACUUUUUAUAUUUGGUGGAUGAAAGUUUAUGUAAGAAUUUCAAAAUAGAGAUGCUGAAGGCAACAUUUAAAAUUUCAGAACUACAUGUAUGCAUAAUUUGUGUGCACAGUUACUGUGAUUGUGUAUUGUGGUAAUUACAUUGGCAAGUGACUAGGAAGAUAUAUAAUUUGUUCAUUUCCAUGCAUAAUUACUAUGAUACAUGUGCAACCAAGAUAGAUGCUGGUGCAUUUGGAUCAACAUCACUGUUAUGCUAUAGCUACCAAAAUGCAAUAGUUUCUCUACAUAAAUAAUUUGUGACCCAAAAUCCAAGUAAGAUCCUUUAUUAUCUAGGAUAAUUUUUGUGAGUGGUAUGACUUUUUUGAUUUUAUUUACAAAUAAAAAUCCCAAAUAUAAAAAAAAAUCCAUUCCCCUAUCCUUCCUAACAGCAUCUGAAGGUUGCAGGAUCGCAUAGGUUUAAUUAAGGGCUUAACUGAGCCUAAAGAACCUUUAUUUGUGGUGCUGUUGUGAGAGAUGGAGAGAAACCAGCUUGACUGUCAGAACCCAGGAUGAGCUUGUGGAGUUAUGCGGGGGAGCAGGGCGGGUGGAGUGGGUGGGAAAGUGAGAGGAAACAAAUUUUUUACUUGUAACCUGAGGAAAUUGGAAAUUGAAAUCACUGAGAUUCAAUGAAUAUGGACUUCCACAACCCUUCUUACCCCCCCCCCCCCCCCACCGUCACUUUAGGAUAGAGCAGCAUUUUAAGGCCACAUCUAAACUCUCACUUAUGUCGGCAAAACUUACGUCGCUCAGGAAAAAACACCCCCCGAGUGACAUAAAUUUUGUGAGCGUAAGUGCUCAUGUAUAUAGCGCUGUGUCCCUGUUCAUUUAGGUGGUUUUAUUAUAUUGAACGGAGAGAGCUUGUGUAGAGCAGCUACAUGAGCGAUCUUACAGCAGCACAGCUGCAUUGGUACAGCUGUGCCACUGUAAGUUUGCUAGUGUAGACAUGGCCUAAGAUGAGAGCCCCAUUCUCUCCAUUGUGCCUUUUGUAUGCCUUGAAGGUGUUAACCUCUCAAUAACUAGCCUUGAUUUCAGUGCACAUCCUGGCCAACCCCAGCAUUCUUCAAUUCCAGGAUACUGAUAUGUCUUGUAGAGCUGGAAUCACUUCCACAGGACAUUCAUUUUUCUGGGCCUACAAGACUCAAAACUUGUUUUUAAAAAAUAAAAAGCAUUCUUCCUGCUGUACUUUACCAUCUAGGAUGUGGCUUCUGAGGAAUGGGAACCAGCAUAAAGUAAAUUUUCAGUGCCUUCCUCAUAACAUGGAAAUACCUGGCUUUGUCUGAUAAUCUAGAUUCUCGUUGUCCAGUGUUAUGGGAUAGAUGCCAAGUUGUUUCUGUGUUCUUGUUCCAAGUUUUCAUAGAUGUGGUCCCAUGUUCAACAGAGGCCAGAAUGAGGUCUCAUAGGGCUUAUGAUGUUGCAGUGGUUGUCUUGACUACAACCCACUCUAUACUGGUUACCAGAGCCCUCCACAUAGAUUUGGGAAAUGUUUCUACCUACAUAUCCAUUUCUUUUGACAUCUCUCUCUACAGAUGU
Chrysemys picta bellii (western painted turtle) is the source of this 3964-nucleotide messenger RNA. RefSeq names its product fibrinogen silencer binding protein (gene FSBP). The record is from RefSeq and is a predicted model, not a curated record. Gene Ontology annotation, cellular component: nucleus. NCBI's taxonomy places the organism in Eukaryota, Metazoa, Chordata, Testudines, Emydidae.